CGAAACGUAUGCUGGCUCAGUCUUUUCAUGUAUGUGACCUUAAAGAGAUUAGUUCAUGAUGGGAGAGGAGCCGAGAAAUCUCAUGAUAAAUCUGUCAACAGAAGGAGAAGGCUACUUGCCUCGCAGGAAGAAAAUUACAGGAAACAGGGGUCAAAGGAUAAAAGCUAGGAAAGCAGCCAAGAUCAAUGACAAGCUCCAGAAACAAACAGAGGACAGAUCCUUCAGCGAACACAGAUCAGUAACGGAACCGAAACCAACAUCAGAACAUGCAGAGUUCAAAGGUCAAUCGUCACGUGACCUCCUAGAUGUAGUCCAAAAACCAAGAGGCCCAGUUAUUUCUUCAUUGUUCAACAGAAACCCGGAAAUUCCUCGAGUUCCACAAUCCACUGUCAAUCCUGUGAAGGAAGAAGUCUUCUCAUCAGACUCUUUUCAUAGCGUUGAUCUGCAUCCUUAUAUGGUGUCUAACUUAGAAGAUAGGAUGGGACUGAAGAAGAUGACAAGUGUACAGUGUAGGUCUAUACCUGUAUUACUGAAGGGACGGGAUGCUUUGAUCAAGUCACAAACUGGAUCAGGUAAAACUCUAGCCUAUGCCAUUCCAGUGGUACAGAGUUUACAGGCUCUCACACCUGAAGUCCAGCGUAAUCAUGGACCCUACGCUGUGGUCCUUGUCCCAACAAGGGAGUUGGCAAUACAGAGUGAGGAAACUUUUCACAAGUUGGUACAGCCUUUCAUCAGGAUUGUACCAGGCUGUAUUAUAGGAGGAGAGAAAAGAAAAGCAGAAAAAGCUAGGUUGAGAAAAGGUCUAAACAUUUUAAUAGCUACACCAGGUCGCCUGCUGGAUCAUAUAGAACACACCAACUGUCUCAACUUGUCACGUGUCCGCUGGCUUAUACUGGAUGAGGCUGAUAGGUUGCUGGACAUGGGUUAUGAGAAGGCUGUUGCACGGGUUAUCACAGCCAUCAACCAGCACUCACAACAACCCCGACAAACUGUUAUGUUGUCUGCCACUCUCACACAGGGUGUAGAGAGAUUGGCUGGUAUCACCCUACAUUCUCCAGAGAUGAUAUCUGUCACAGAAAAUGAGACGGAGACAGCUCAACGAUCAGAUAGCAAACCUGAGAGGACAGCAAAGAACAGAGAAAAUUUGACAGCUGACGUGAAAGAAAGAUUUAGUAUACCUGACAAACUGAAGCAGCUGUAUGUCAUAGUACCAUGCAAACUGAGACUUGUGACUUUGGCUGCUUUCAUCAUGUGGAAGUGUAAGUUUUCAUCUCCAAAGAAUAAGAUGAUCGCAUUCCUGGCCACCCAGGACUCUGUAGAGUUCCAUCACAGAAUAUUUGACCACUGUAUUAACGGGAGAACUAUGCCAGCUGUAGACAGUGGGAUGGAUAGUGAUGACAGUGAUGUACCUGUUCACGGCUUGAAAAGUAGUUCCUCAGAGAAAGUAGUGGCGUUCUUUAAACUUCAUGGCGAUAUGCAACAGAAGGAAAGAACGAGGGUGUAUCAGGAAUUUAGUCAGGCUAGUUCUGGGGUCCUGCUAUGCACGGACGUAGCUGCUCGAGGGCUGGACCUGCCCAGGGUUGGCUGGAUCGUUCAGUUCUCUUCCCCUGGGGGUUGUGCGGAGUACAUCCACCGUGUAGGGAGGACAGCCCGAGCAGGAUCACAGGGUCACUCCCUGCUCUUCCUCAUGCCAGACGAAGUGAACUACAUCAAGACGCUUCAUGCUGAAAAUAUCAGUUUAAGAGAGCUACCUAUGGAAGACAUACUGAAGAGCCUAAUUCUACAUGUUAGAGAUGUACCACAAAACUUUGAGCAAAGAAGGGAGACACCCAGAACUUACCAGGAAGCUGCCACCUUCUUCCAGCUGAAGAUGGAAGAAGAUGUGCAUCACAACAAAGAGCUUUUUCAGCUCUCACAGAAAGCCUACCAGUCCUUCGUCAAGGCGUACGCCACGUACCCAGCACAUCUCAAGUCCAUCUUCCAUGUGAAAAAUCUACACCUAGGCCACCUGGCUAAAAGCUUCGCACUCCGAGACACACCCAAAGACAUCGGCAUUGGAUUCUCUAAAAUAAUGGCAUCCCCGAAGCACAAGAGAAAGAGGGAUAUAAACAAAAUAACAUUCAGAGAAGGAGAGGCUGCCAAAAAGCAGAGAACAAGCCUGAUGUCCGAGUUCUCUAGUGGAAGUAAAGGCAGGAGAAAGGCUUUCUCAGGUCCUGGCGUCCGCAAGCGGAAGAAAGCGCGAAAGUGAUUCAAACACAUGGUGUUAAAU
Molecule: messenger RNA, 2269 nt
Organism: Liolophura sinensis
Lineage: Eukaryota; Metazoa; Mollusca; Polyplacophora; Chitonida; Chitonidae
Product: probable ATP-dependent RNA helicase DDX31
Exons: 17
Coding region: 56-2248 (730 amino acids)
Molecular function (GO): ATP binding; nucleic acid binding; RNA helicase activity
Source: RefSeq, a predicted model, not a curated record